ACCACCUAAUUUCAAAAUUCACUUCUUCGCGCACUGUAAGGACUCCCCUAGGGUGCACAAACUCAACCACCUAAUUUCAAAAUUCACUUCUUUGAUUAACGAUCAGGUUUGAUUUCUACCUUUUAAGUUCAUCAGGCACUUCUGAUUUUGUGAAGCCGUGAAGAUGCCCAAAGAUAGAAGAUCUUCGUCUAAUAAGUGUAGGGCAUCUCCCUAUUCCUGUUACGACAAGAAUGAUGAUAGAAAGGAACCCAAAUCUCCCUCCCUACAAGUUGGAUAUGAAAGUGAAUUUGAAGAAGCCAGAUGCCCUAUUUGUAUGGAACACCCACACAAUGCUGUGCUUCUACUUUGUUCUUCACUUGAAAAAGGAUGUCGCCCAUACAUGUGUGACACGAAUCCCCGCCACUCAAAUUGUCUUGACCAGUUUCACAUGUCAAAUAUGAAUAAGGUGAGGGAACGAACUAAGCUUGCUUGCCCUUUAUGUAGGGGUGAAAUCAACGGGUGGGCUGUGGUUGACCCUGCUCGCCAAUUCAUGGACUCGAAAGCAAGAAAUUGCUCACUUGCUACAUGUGAUUUUGUUGGUAAUUAUACUCAAUUAGAAGAACAUGCCAGCCGUGUACACCCAUGUCUUAGGCCAACAGAUGUGGACCCUGAACGUGAACUUGAGUGGAGACAUUUGGAAGAAGAUAUGGGGGAACAAGGCAUGCUCAAUAUGCAGUUUGAGUAUGAUGAAGAUGAUGACGAUGAUGGUGACUAUGUUUUAUCAGAAUCUGAGCUGGCUUCCGACAAUCUGUUGGAUGAUUCGGAUAGCAUGUUUGACUUUUCAUCUGCAGAUGAAUAAUAGAUUCGCGGAUCAAGUAGGUCAAGAGAGAAUGCCCAAACCACAAGAAGUAAAACCCCUACACAUGUCAGACAGAGAUCAAACAGUCAACCAAGUUCACAUAACCGUCAAGAAUAGUUAACUACAUUGGUUGAGUUCCAUGAGCUUAGCUCAAACCCACCCACCUUAGUUUUUAUGUUGAUUUCUCUUGGGUUAUUCUGGGUCAGAUAUUGUUUGAAUUAUAUGGAAGUAAUGUCAGAUGUCUUUAGACCUGUUGUAUACCGGUACUUUGAUCAGCUGUAUUCUUUUAAUUUUGUUUUGUUUAAAAACUUGUUUUCUUGGCUUAAUUGCAUUUCGAUUUACUUGUAGAA
This is a messenger RNA of Helianthus annuus (common sunflower), 1188 nucleotides long. RefSeq lists its product as uncharacterized. The coding region runs from base 164 to 838 and encodes 224 amino acids. The record is from RefSeq and is a predicted model, not a curated record. The transcript is spliced from 2 exons. Lineage: Eukaryota; Viridiplantae; Streptophyta; Magnoliopsida; Asterales; Asteraceae.